AUGGCAACGCCUCAAACUCCAAACACUAACCCGUCGAGGGUUAUACCUUUAACGUGCUCUGGGCACACUCGUCCUGUUGUGCAUUUACAGUUCUCACCCAUCACCGAUGGCACUUAUUAUUUAAUAAGUGCUUGUAAAGAUGGUAACCCUAUGCUAAGAGAUGGUCCUACUGGAGAUUGGAUAGGUACUUUUAUGGGCCAUAAAGGAGCAGUAUGGAGUGCUAAAUUGAGCAAGGACGCUUCUAAAGCUGUUACAGCUUCUGCUGAUUUUACUGCAAAAGUAUGGGACACCUAUACUGGUGACGUGCAAUAUUCUUUCACCCAUGGACACAUUGUACGUUCAGCUGACAUUUCUUAUGAUGGAACGCGCAUUAUCUCUGGUGGUCAAGAAAAGAAAUUAAGAAUAUUUGAUUUAAAUAAACCAGAAAAUGCAGUUGUAGAAGUAGAGGGACAUGAAUCAACUAUUAAAAGCGUUAUUUGGGAUGGUGAUAGAAAUGUUGUAUUGAGUGCUGGUGAUGACAAAGAGAUUCGUAUUUGGGACCUUCGUACCUUUAAUCAAAUUAACACUUUUAAAGCUGAACAUCCUAUUACAAGUAUGGAACUUUCAGCUGAUGGCAAAUAUAUUACGAUUUCUAAAUCUACUGCAACAGCAUUUGAUGUUUCUGCAGUAUCUUUACAUCCUGAUCAUAAAAGAUUUGUAGCCGGCGGAAGUAGCGAUUUAUGCGUGAGAAUAUAUGAUUUUGAGAGUGGUAAAGAACUUGAGUUUUAUAAGGGCCAUCAUGGUCCGAUUCAUGCAGUGAGUUACAGUCCCGAUGGUGAAAUUUAUGCUACUGGUUCAGAGGAUGGUACCAUAAGGCUGUGGCAGACAACACCUGGAAAGAGUUAUGGUCUUUGGCAAAAUAAAGCGUCUAAAGAUGAAAAAGAGAACGAUGUGGAUGGAAUACCGACAGAAUAA
Molecule: messenger RNA, 954 nt
Organism: Scutellospora calospora
Lineage: Eukaryota; Fungi; Glomeromycota; Glomeromycetes; Diversisporales; Gigasporaceae
Source: the annotation of a GenBank genome assembly